Messenger RNA from Monosiga brevicollis MX1, 8527 nucleotides. RefSeq lists its product as uncharacterized. The transcript has 17 exons. Gene Ontology annotation, molecular function: protein binding. The record is from RefSeq and is a predicted model, not a curated record. Bases 1 to 8358 code for a protein of 2785 amino acids. NCBI's taxonomy places the organism in Eukaryota, Choanoflagellata, Craspedida, Salpingoecidae.
AUGGCGGAUCUUGUCGUCCAGCCAUUGCGCUGGGCCGGAACGGAGCUGAACACGGAGGAUGGCCCAUACCGUGAGGUCUUUGAGCUCGUGGCCAUCGAAAUUGCCGAGGGCGAUAAGCUUGGCCUUGUAAUUGUCGGCGGCUCGGACGAUCCCGAUGCCGAGCAACCCGGCCUCGUGGUGACCGACGUGGUCGAAGAAACCGCCGCUUAUCGUGAUGGACGCAUCCAAGCCAAUGACGAGAUUCUCAUGGUUAAUGAGCAAGCCGUCGACCCCAACGCCACGCACUCUGCUCAUGCCGAUCUACUGCGCAACGCCGUCAUGUCGGGGCGCGUGGAACUUAAGCUCCGUCGUGUCAUCCCCGCCGACCAGGUGGACCUGACCACCAUCUUUGCCAUGCGCCAUGGCGUUGAGUUGCCCGAUGGCAGUGCCUACCCGGGUACCGUCGAGUAUAUGGCGGAAGGCGUGGUCCUGGAGACACUCGAGCUGGACGAUCUCGAUCGCGACUUUGGCCUCGCUUUGAUUGGGCCCCGAGAUGAGGAUGAUAUGAUGAGUCCUCCCGGCGUGUACAUCGCUGCCAUUCUGGCCACCGGUGCCGCCGCUCGCUCGAGUCGUCUGCACAAUGGCAUGCAAAUACUUGAGGUUAAUGGUUGGAAUGUCUCCAAUGCCUCUGUGGCUGAGGUGGAGGCCAUCCUCAAUGUCGUGCCCGUGGCCGUCAUUGUCGCCACCAGUAACCCAGAGGGCUACAUGCCGUAUGCCAACGCUGCCUACAACCGUUAUUGGUCUCCGGUUGGCGCCACGGACGAUGCCAUUGAGCCUCGCAAGGUGGUGCUCACCACCACCGAGGAGAAUCGCCGCCUGGGCAUGACCAUCGCCGGUCCUCGGUCCGACUUUGACAUGACAGCUGCAGGGACCUUUGUCACCGAUAUCUUGCCAGGUGGCGCUGCUGAGCGCUGCGGCUCCCUGCAAGUGGGCGAUCAGAUCCUUGAUGUCAACGGUGUUUGCCUCUAUAGUGCAUCACAUGAGCAUGCCAAGCGCGCUCUGUUGGACGCUGGUACUUCGAUCAAGCUGCUAGUCAUGUUCAAUCCUCAGGGUCGAGAUGCCUUCACCUUUGAGACGGAGAAGAUUGAGGCCUUUGAAGCCAAAGAGACACUGCCUCCCAUGCCUCCUCGCCCCGUGGCGAAGCAGCUAGAGGUCACUGACAAGGACUGGCGUACGGUGACUGAUACCGUCAAGCUUCAUCUUGCCAAGACCAUGCCUUCUGAACGUCUGGGCAUGAGUGUGUACGUGUGCGAGACACCAUCACGCACCGCUGUUUUGGUCUCAAAUGUUUUCAAGGGCAGCGUCGCCGCCGUGGCUGGCCUUGUCGUAGGUCAGGAGCUCAAGGAAGUCAAUGGCACUUUGCUCGCGGGCAUGGAGCAGAGUGAGGUCGUGGCUCUUCUCAAGACCUCUGAGCUGGAUGUGGUCGUGUCAGCAGCGCCCGUCGUGGAUCGUCGCCUGCUGCUGCAAAGCACCAUCGUUCAUCACACCACCGACGCCAUCAUGCAAGACGUGCCCCAGCUCGUGACCAUUGAUGCCCGUGACGGCCUCGGUUUUGCCUACACAGGCCCGGCUUCAAUUCACGGGGCCCACCCGAAUGGCGUAUUUGUGACUCGCCUACUGCCCGGCGCCCCGGCAAACUUGGAAGCCGGUGACCGCAUUCUUGCCAUUUUUGAUCCCGUGGCAAAGAAGUUUCAAUCGGUGGCUUUUGCCACCCAGGAGGAGGUGGGCUCCAAGAUGCUCGCCGCCCUGGCCGCGCACAAUGAAUGUCACAUUGUGGUCGUGCCCCACCCAGAGGCCUUUGUGUUUAGUUCCAGCACCGAAAUUCUUGGUGCACGUCUUGAUGAGCUGUACAAGCCUGCAAAUCAGGCCGCUAUUGACUCGGCCAAGACCAUCAUGCGCCGCGCUGCGAAGCGCUUGGCGACGCUCGACCACACUCAGCUGACCAUUUCAGGCAAUCUUGAGUCAGAUGCAGGCAGCCUUCGCGUACCCUUUCAUGUCCAGGCUUGCUUCGCCCACAUGCCGGAUGACGAGAAUGAAUUGCACUUUCGCAAGGGUGAUAUUCUGGAAGUGACGGAUUUGACCAGCAUUGAUCAGUGGACUGCCACGCUGUUGACGGAUGAACAUGGCGAGCUCGCCACCGGUUUGAUUCCCAGCCCCAGUGCUUACGAAGGCUCUUUCCGCCAAACGCGCCGCUACGCCGAGCAAGAGCGUGCGGCCCGCGAACUAGUGGCCACCAUUCCGGCCCAUGACGUCAUGACGCGUCGCGAAACCAUGCAAGAACUGAUGGCGGUGCACUCGUACGUUGUGGUGGAGCGCCGCGAACAAGUCAUUGGUCUGCGUCCCGUGGCCGUAUACGGGCCUGGGGCCGACUACCUGGCUCUUCGUGCUGUUCGCCAGCUACGCGAUGUUCAGGUCACCCAGCCCCUCCGCUGUACCAGCCGCCCUCGUCGAGAGAACGAGCGUCAGGGCCGCGAAUACGAGUUUGUCAGCCAACAAGUGAUGGAGGAACGUCUCAAGUCCAAGCAGCUGGUCGAGGUUGGCCGUUACAAGGAUAACCUCUACGGCACCAGCAUCGAUUCGAUCAAGGGGCCCGCCGAGGCCGGUCGCUUGCUGCUCAUGCACUGCCACCCGCCGGCCAUUCGCCGGCUGCAGUUUAUCGGAGACGUUCAUCCAUUGGUCAUCUUCUUGCAUGCGACACCGGAAAUGGCCCGAGAGGCACUCGAGCCCCUUGCAAACCGCUUGGACAUCAAGGAGGAGAUUGAUCGCGCGUAUCAGAUUGAUCUGCAAUACAGCCACAUCUUCACGCAUCGCCUGGAUUUGGACUCUGAUUUGGAUGGCGUUGUCAAGCUUCUGGCUGAUAUUAUUGAGGAUGAGUGUCGCCUUCCGUUCUGGGCCCCGAUCAACAAGAGCCUUCCGCACAUGCCUGCGGAGGAAAUUGACCGGGCGGUGGCAGCGCUCUCCGUCCGCAAUGUAACUGUGGCCAAGGGCAGCGACAACAAGUUUGGCUUUGAGACGUUGCAGCCCAAGAAUGAGCAUUACCACGUUUUGCAAAUCAAUGCGCCUGGCCCUGAAUUUGUGUCCGAGGAGAUGGCUCAUCACAAUGAUAUCAUUCUGGCCAUCAACGGUCAAAACAUGAUCUGCGAGCCCCAUUCCAAGGUCAAGGACGCGUUGAAGAAGGCCAACGACGUGGUGCACAUGGUAACCAUGGCACCCGUGCCCGGCAUUCGCACCGUCAACCUGCGCAAGCGAGGCGGAGGCUACGGCAUGACCAUUCAGUCGCACCAAGGUGUCGCAGGCGUCAUUGUUGGCGAGGUCACGCCGGGCUCCCCUGCUGCGAUGAGCGAGACUAUCCAACCGGGUGAUCUCAUCUUGGCGAUUAAUGGCAAGUCCAUGUUGACGGCGAGCCAUGAUGUCGUGCUCAGCAUCUUGCGCACGGAGCGUAAUGUUGCCAUGCUCGUCGUAUCCCUCCGCUACCUGAUGAGCAUGACGGCCCAAGAACAUCUCGUCCCUUUGGUUGGGCUGGAUGAUCGCGGCCUGGGUGUUAUCCUUGACUUUGACGGCCCUUAUUCAGUGCCCAUCAUCAAGGGCGUGGUCCCAGGCUCGCCGGCUGCUGUGGAUGGCACCAUCCAAACAGGUUGGAUUUUGAUCGAGGUCAAUAACCUCGUCUGUCGGCAUGCGACACGGGAGCAGAUUGAGCGCGAGCUCAACUACAACGGCCAGGUGGAGCUACUGGUGAGCCCCCCGCCUCGCCCCAUCGAAGCCGGUGUCAACAUGAAGUUUGUGCGUCUCAAGCGCGAGCGUGAUGGAGCCUAUGGUUUGACCGUCGUUGCCAUGGGCAAGACGCUAUACGUCGGCAACGUCGUGCCGGACUCGCCUGCCGCCAAGUCGGGCCAGGUGCAGCCGGGUGAUGAACUGCUCGAGAUUAACGGCAAGCCAGUUGCAAAGGUUGGCUACGAAGGAGUGACAAAAAUUAUGGGAGAAACGAGCAGUGUGGAGCUUCGACUCAUGCCCUCAAAUCUGGACUUGAAGCGUCUCAUCAAUGCGACGUAUCAAACCCCCGAGUACACCACCAUCACUUGCCCGCCCGAUUAUCAAAACCAUCGCCGCGUCAUUGUGCAGCGCGAUGGUCCGUUUGGUCUCAAACUGGAGGCAGCUGAGGGUCAAUUGCCCGUCAUUGAUGAGCUCACAACUGGAGGGGCUGCAGCCAAGACGGGUCAACUCAUGGUCGGAGAUACCAUUCUGGCGGUCAAUGGUGAGAAGUGCGAUGGACUCACGUUUGAGCAAGUGGUACAGCGACUGGCGGCCCACGACGUGGCAUGCUUGGACGUAGCCGUACAUCGUCCAAUUGUGGAGCCUGAGGCGCCCCUGUCCACUGAAGCCAUGUAUCAGCGUCGCUUGGCCGUUAUUAAUCGCCCACCGACCGGCGGGCUCGGCCUUGCGGUUGAGACCAAAGACGAUCCGCUGCACACGGACUUUCCGCGCAUCACCCAGAUCAAGCCCGAUUCACCCGCCGGCCAGUGUCCCAACCUCUUUGUCGGUGACUACAUUCUCUCCAUCAAUGGCCGCCGCAUGCAUGGCGUGUCUCAGGAGCUUCUGAUUGAAACGCUCAAGUCGUACAACCGCGUCGAACUUGAAGUGGUGCAAGCUCGCGUUGAGGAGGAGGCACACUCGCUGUCUGGCACGUUGAUGCUGACCACCACCCUGCACCGCGGCCCGGCUGGGCUUGGACUCGAGCUGAUUACGGUUCAGGGUGAGGCCUUGCCAUUGGUCAAGACGGUCUUUCCAGGUAGCGUGGCUGCCGAGGACGCUAUCAUUGAGCGUGGCGAUCGUGUGGUUAAGAUCAAUGACGUACCCGUGGCCGGCAAGGACCACGACGACGUCAUUGAAUUGCUCACGAGUGCGGAAUCUGUCCGCUUGGAGCUACUCCGCGAGCGCGUGACGCGCCACAUUUCGACCAGCAUUCCCCGUGGCCCGAGUGGCUAUGGCCUUCAGCUCACGUCGGUUGAUGAUGGCUCCGAGCUCCCGUUUGUGGGUGACAUUAUUGCGGGAGGUGCCGUGGACCAGAACGGUGUCCUGUGUGUGGGCGACGUUUUGCUGGCCAUCAACGGCACAAGCCUGAAAGGCCUCCAAUAUGAUGAUGUCCUCAAUCUCAUCAAGGAUUCGCCCUCGGUACUCAGCGUCGAUGUUGCACGCGAAGAUCUGCCGACUGAAGUGGCACGACUGCUCGACUCGAGGGAUGACGAGGAGCCACGCCAUGUUCGACUGGAGAAGAACGGUCAAGGCUUGGGCAUUAAAGUAACGACCGUGGAAGGCUUUGCCUACCCGGUCAUUCAAGAAGUCAUUCCCGGCGGCACGGCUGACCGUGCUGGUGAUGUGCGGGCCAACGAUGCCAUUGUUUCGAUCAACGGCGCAUCCACGCAGGGCAAAGAGCAUGAUGAGAUUAUCCAGAUGCUCCAAGCCAAUGAAGUGGUCGAGCUUGACCUGCUGCAAGUUCGUCGCAUGUCCGACGUGGACGAUUCGGCCGCGGAUGACCAUGAGGAGACGAGCGCCACGCAGGAAUCGGUCGUGCCCGAGGAGACUCAAUCGGCGCCUAUGCCUGCUGGCUUGCGCGUGGUCACACUCCACAAGCGCGGUCGGCAUCUGGGCAUCAAAAUUCAGACGCAGGACGAGUUGGAAUACCCUUACGUGGGCGAGGUUCUUGAAGGUGGUGUUGCCAAGGAGGAGGGAUCCUUGCAGCAGAACGAUAUCAUCCUUGAGAUCAAUGGUCUUGGCACGGGCGCGAGCAACCAUGACGCCGUGGUUCAGGGGCUAGUGGGUAGCGAUACAGUUGCCUUGACUGUUCGCUAUCCCACCGAGGAUGAGCUGGCAAUGAUCGAAAUGGCUCAUGAGGAGUCCGAGGCCAUUCCCGAAGAUGUUGCUUCUGAGCACAGCGAGCAUGCUUCUGAACCAGAUGAUGCAGACGUGGUCGGCCCCUCCUCAACUCGCUCAAGCCUUGCUAUUGAUCCCGACGUUGUGCGCGUGGUUGAGCUUGAUCGCUCGCAGGGCCGCCUGGGUCUGAAGAUUGCCACUCCCGAACAUCCCGAAUCGUACCCUGUCAUCACGGAUAUUCUUGAAGAUGGAUCGGCGGCGCACGCCCCAAAGCUUCUUCGCUAUGACGCCAUUUUGAAGGUCAAUGGCACGGACACGUGUGGCUUGCACCACGAGGACAUUGUUGCCCUCUUGUCAUCGGCUACACAACUCAAGAUUGAAGUGCAGCGCAACAAGCUCAUGCUUGCGGUGCUGGCAGCCGAGGCGUCCAUGUCUUCUGAAUUGGAGGCGGAGAGUGCACGUCUCACCAACGCGCGUGUCGUUUCGCUGACGCGCGGUGACGCUGGGCUGGGCAUGGAAAUUCUGACCCCGCCAGACGACGAAUUUCCCUAUCCCGUCGUUGGGCAAAUUUUCCCCGGUGCCGCAGCCGCCAACAGUCGCGUCAUCGAAACUGGUGAUCUUUUGGUGGCCAUUGGCGACCGUGAAGAUCAGCAACUACUCCGAGGUCUGCCUCACGAUCAUGUCGUCCAACUGCUCACGGCCUCGACCCCCAUCAUGUUGCGUGUGGCGGAGAUCAAACCGGCGCCCAGCGAGCGCAGCGUGCUGAUGGCGUUUGACGAGGAUGGCAACCAUGACCUCAGUCUGAACGUCAGUCAGGCCCAUUACCCUUCUGUGCGUUCCGUUGGGCCCAUGGCCGCUGCUGGUGGCGUUCAAGAGGGCGAUAUUAUUCUUCGUGUUAACAGCAUUACCACCGAAGGCAUGUUGGAAGAUGAGUUUGACAGUAUUGCCAACAAGAGCAACAAGCGGCUGAAACUCUUGGUCACUGCCGCAGCCUCAGCCCCGCCUUCGGUCCUGGCCCCGGCUUCACAAGAAGCCGCCUCUGCUGAAGCUGCCCCUGCUGAGGCUGCCCCUGCUGAGGCUGCCCCUGCUAUUGUCGAGGAGCCCGCGACAGGUCCUGCUUCAGACAAGGCGGCCAACGGGCAACCCCAACCAGAAGGCACAGUUCGAGGAGACAGUAAGGCUCAGGCUGAAACUGAAGGUGACGCCGAUACUGCCUUUGUGGGUUUCUUUGACAUUCGUCGCGUGCCUCUCAACACGUCUGAAGGCCGCUUGGGCAUCAAAAUCACGACCAUGGAGGAGACUGGUUUGACACAAAUCUCAGAUGUCUUGCCCGAAGGCGUGGUCGCUGCCACACAUCAAGUUCGCCCCGGUGAUUUUAUCUUGAAAUCCGUCACGCCGUAUGCUGACCUUGUUCCCUCGUCUGCUGUGCCAAAGGUUGAUGCACACACAGUGCGCAACUUGAACCAUGAUCAGGUCUUGCAGCACCUCACGGCGUCGCCAGAGUUCACCUUGACCGUGGGUCGACGCUCGACCGAAGAAGCUGAUGUUGAUGCAGAGAUUGCCGAGGCACCGGCUGGCAGCCAGGAUGUGCAUAUCAAAGCCCAUAUUGACCGCAGUCAGGGCAAUGGCACGCUCGGCAUCAAAAUCACGACCGAAGACGACACCGAAACGGUCAUCGUCGAAGUUCUACCGGGAGGUGCUGUGGCAGAGGAAGGUCAGCUCCAGGCUGGGGACCGCCUCAUUGCCAUCAAUGGUACCAAUGUUCAAGGCGCCGAUCACGACACCGUUCUCAAGCAUCUCUCAAGCGCCAGUGAGCUGGAUUUGGAAGUUGUGCGCUCGGCCGGUGGUCCCAUCACCGAUGCCCUGGCAGUUGCCGCCGCCUCUCUGGGCUCACAGUUUUUGGGCCGUGAUCUUCAAACCAUCCAUCUGACCCGCCCCCACGGCAGCAGUUGGGGUCUGAGCAUCAUCGCUCUGGGUGAGAAUCUGGGCGUUCUGCUGACAGGCAAGGCAGACGACUCGCCCGCCAGCCGAUGCAACGACCUGCAACCGUUUUCCACAAUUGUCAAGAUUAACAACGAGAACGUGCUCUCCGCAUCACACAGCGAAGUGGUGCAGUUGAUUUCGUCGACGGAUGACGUGACGCUUGAGGUCUUGCCCCCUGAUGGCACCUCGAUAGCUUUGCUCGACGCUCGUGAAGGCCCCCUUGGCAUCAAGAUUGUCUCCAAUGAGGACGACAACUGCGUUCGCGUGUCUGAACUCAUCGAGGGUGGACAAGCAGAUGAAGCUGAGAGCAUUAACGUCGGUGAUAUCAUCGUCUCUGUGAAUCAUGUCGACCUGCGCGGUAAAUCCCACCUGGAAGUUGUCGGGGCCCUUCGUGCCUGUCGCGCGCAGAUUGUCAUCCAGCUGCAACAUGAUGACUCCCCUCUCCCAGUCCCCGAGUCGGAAUCAUAAGCCUUCGCCCUGCCUCUCUUUUGCGUUCGCGUGCGCUACGCACGAACCAAAAAAAAAGUGCUGAUUCCUCCUCAAGGCUUUGUCUGAUGUCGCAGCCGAUCAGCCUGCUUCUCUCGCUUGUGGUUGUUCUUUUGAAGCGUGGCAUUUGCACAAUUGAACCUGGUGUUUU